Messenger RNA from Callorhinchus milii (elephant shark), 1546 nucleotides. Its product is annotated as GTPase IMAP family member GIMD1. The transcript has 3 exons. Gene Ontology annotation, molecular function: GTP binding. The record is from RefSeq and is a predicted model, not a curated record. The coding region runs from base 121 to 765 and encodes 214 amino acids. NCBI's taxonomy places the organism in Eukaryota, Metazoa, Chordata, Chondrichthyes, Chimaeriformes, Callorhinchidae.
CAAGGAACACCGGCAAACUCUUUUCUGGAAUAAUUUAAGAGGCAGAGGAGGAAUUGCACGGUGAGAAGGCACCAAGACUAAAUAGUAUUUCUCACAGAGGUGCACAUUGCUAUCAAAUACAUGAUGACCGAUCAAGAGGAGACAUUCCUGAACAUUCUACUGCUGGGAAGUAUUCAGAGUGGUAAAAGUGCAACUGGAAACUGUCUGCUUGGAAUGUAUGAUUUUAAUAGCAAGCUCUCCUUCAACUCAGUGACAGAAGACUGCAGGAACUGUGCAACCUGGGUAGACAAUAUAAUGCGUCGCAAUGGUAAGAACCUCAGGCUGCAAGUGAAUGUUCUGGACACGCCAGGAUAUCCACACCCAAAACUCAGCAAUGAGCUUGUAAAAGAUUCUAUUCGGAAGGGUUUGAGACAACAUUUCAAGGAUGGUCUUCAUUUUGCCUUAAUUGUGUUGAGAGCGGACAUCCCAGUCUGUGAAGAUGACAAUCAAAUUAUGCAUCUGGUGAAGGAUAUUCUUGGAUCCUCAUGGAAUACAUUUACUGCACUGGUCUUCACCCAGAGAGAUACAGUAGAGAAAGCUGGUUAUGAUGGAGAAGAAUAUUUGCUAACUGCUACCGAGCCAUUAAAACAGCUUCUGAGAUCAGUACACAAUAGAUACCACUUUGUCAAUAAUUGCGCAGACUUUCUCAGAGAUGAGCAAGGCCCACUUUUGGCUAAAAUAAUGACAUUUUUUAGACAAAAUCAUUACAAAGUGCUACAGUUUUAAUUGAAUGCAUCAAGAACGGACAGCAGCAGAAGUUCAACUGGGUCACAAACUGCCUAAUUUAUACAGAUUUACAUUCAAUCACUUAUUUCUUUAUUUUAAAAAAAUGGUUGUUCAGUCUUCAGCUUUUUUUAUUGAAUAAUCUAAUGGUGAAAUACACAUUAAGUUUAUAUGCACAGAAUUAAUAAGCUGAAUGAUCGAAUGCUAUUUCACCUGUGAAAUUUGAAUUGAAAGUAAUUGAGGGAGAUGUUACUGUACUUUCCCUCACGGGAACCAUUACAUCAUUGCUUUAAUCUCCUACAGCUUAAAGGUAUAAGAUUUAAGGUAUCCAAUUCUGAGUAGCAGUACCUUAGUCUGGUUCUGAAGUCUGUGGAAACUGUUCAUUUCAUGUCUUUCAUACGAUGAAUCAGUUUCACGAGCUUUCAAAAAUCAUUAAGUGGCACACAGGAUUAAUUGGAACUCAAGAGAAGAAAGAACUUAGUAUGAUCACACCAAAAAUCUCCAAAUGCUUUAAUGUUGAAUGUCAAGUGUGUUGCCUGCUUUUGUAGGCUAACAUAGCACGCAGCUUUUGCACGCAGCAAGGACCCACAGGUGGCCAUAAGAUCACUAAUUUAUCUGGAGGAUUCUUGGCCAGGAUUGCUGCAAACAUCUUUUGUCAACAGCACAAAUCUGACUGCUUACCCAGCAGCAACAAGUUCUGCUCCAGCUCAAUGGAGGACAGAUUAUUUGGUUGAAUUGAGCAUUUUUAACAUAAUAAUAAUCCUUGCAUUUGAUAUAGCGCUUU